AUGAGAUUGCUGGUUUAUCGCCACACCUGGCAACCCAGCCCGCAGCCCGUCAGGAGGUUUUCUGUAACCGCAGAAAUGUUUAAAACAGAGAAAUUAAAAGCUUUGGUCAAUGAGAGACUUAAAGCUGCAGCUGAGGAAAUAUUCAGCAUCUUUGAAACAACUAUUAAAGACUACGAGGAGAAUGUUUGGCGUUCAAAACAGGAGAUCGAGCAACAAAGAAGAAGCCUGGCCGGAUGUAAAGCCCCCCUGCAGCCCUCUGUCCAGGUAAAAUACGCUCCCUCUGAGCAGGAUCUCUGUGAGAGAAAGAUUGACCAGGAUGACCAGGAGCCCCUGGAGAUCAAAGAGGAGCAGGAGGAGAACCUGAGGUCUGCUCCGGCAGGUGAAAAGCAGCAAGAGGAAGCUGAUGCAAAAGAAACGGCGUUCAAUAUAGUUCAUGUGCAAAGCAAUGAGGAAGAUGGAAUUCAGUUCCCACACCAAAACCAAGAAAUGGAUAAUAAAGAAGACAAUUUGCCCGGCAGCAGCUCAUGUAAACAGGUCAAGAAAUCAAAAGCUGAGAAAGAAGACUGUGGUUUAUCCGCCAGUGACGUUAACAUGAGUGAAACUAGUGACAAUGAAUGGUGGAGAGAUGGUGGAGGUGUCAUCAUGAAGGAUCCUCAGCACGAGACAGCAGAGAGGCCGUACACCUGCAGCGUUUGCAACAAGACCUUUAGUAUUAAAUCCAUUCUGACUCGCCACACGAAGACACACACAGGAGAGAAACCUUACAGUUGCGGUGUGUGUGGUAAAAGCUUCAUCCAGCGCUCUUCCCUUCAGACUCACAUGAACUCUCAGUCCGGACAGAAGCCGCACACAUGCCGUUUCUGUGGCCGAGGGUUCACACAAGUGGGAAACAUGAACCCCCACAUAAGAAUCCACACAGGAGAGAAACCUCACAGCUGCACCGACUGUGCUAAAAGUUUUAGAGAGAAGGCAGAUCUCAUCAAGCACACCAUAAUUCACACUGAUAAGAGCACAGGAGGGUGGGACUAA
Messenger RNA from Gymnodraco acuticeps, 1029 nucleotides. Its product is annotated as zinc finger and SCAN domain-containing protein 12-like. The transcript is spliced from 3 exons. Gene Ontology annotation, molecular function: RNA polymerase II cis-regulatory region sequence-specific DNA binding; DNA-binding transcription factor activity, RNA polymerase II-specific. The record is from RefSeq and is a predicted model, not a curated record. The coding region runs from base 1 to 1029 and encodes 342 amino acids. NCBI's taxonomy places the organism in Eukaryota, Metazoa, Chordata, Actinopteri, Perciformes, Bathydraconidae. Gene Ontology annotation, biological process: regulation of transcription by RNA polymerase II.